Molecule: messenger RNA, 2685 nt
Organism: Tachyglossus aculeatus (Australian echidna)
Lineage: Eukaryota; Metazoa; Chordata; Mammalia; Monotremata; Tachyglossidae
Gene: KCNJ10
Product: potassium inwardly rectifying channel subfamily J member 10
Biological process (GO): potassium ion import across plasma membrane; regulation of monoatomic ion transmembrane transport
Cellular component (GO): plasma membrane
Molecular function (GO): inward rectifier potassium channel activity
Source: RefSeq, a predicted model, not a curated record
CUGGCAGGCCUUCCCCAUGGGGCGGUUUCUGUGUGUCCACCCGCCCAGCCUUCCCACCCCAAGGGGUCCCGGCUUUUCCGCGGCCUCGCCCUCCCCGCCACCUUCCUCCCGGCCUCGGGAGCCGGGGACCCGGGGGGGACCAGACGGCCGGGCCUGUCCCCCGGCCUUGACCCCGGCCGGAGGGGAUCGGGUUGGCGUCGCCCGCAGUGGGCAGAUGACGUCAGCCACCAAGGUGUACUACAGCCAGACGACGCAGACGGACAGCCGUCCCCUGCUGGCCCCGGGCCCCCGGCGGCGCCGCGUGUUGACCAAGGAUGGCCGCAGCAAUGUCCGGCUGGAGCACAUCGCCGACAAGCGGCUCCUCUACCUCAAGGACCUGUGGACCACCUUCAUCGACAUGCAGUGGCGCUACAAGCUGCUGCUCUUCUCCGCCACCUUCGCGGGCACGUGGUUCCUCUUUGGCCUGGCCUGGUACCUGGUGGCGGCCGUGCACGGCGACCUGCCAGACCCCCCCGGGGCUGCCGUCAACCACACGCCAUGCGUGGUCCAGGUCCACACGCUGACCGGCGCCUUCCUCUUCUCCCUGGAGUCGCAGACGACCAUCGGCUACGGCUUCCGCUACAUCAGCGAGGAGUGUCCGCUGGCCAUCGUCCUGCUCAUCGCCCAGCUGGUGCUCACCACCCUGCUGGAGAUCUUCAUCACGGGCACCUUCUUGGCCAAGCUGGCGCGGCCCAAGAAGCGGGCGGGCACCAUCCGGUUCAGCCGGCACGCCGUGGUGGCGGCCCACGCCGGGCGGCCCCGCCUCAUGGUCCGCGUGGCCAACAUGCGUCGCAGUCUGCUCAUCGGCUGCCACGUGGCUGGCAAGCUGCUGCGGACCCGCCCGGCCCGGGAUGCCGACCGCAGGCUGCGGCUGGACCAGGUCAACGUGGCCUUCCGGGUGGACACAGCCUCAGACAGCCCCUUCCUCCUGCUGCCCCUCACCUUCUACCAUGAACUGGACGAGGCCAGCCCGCUGCGGGAUCUGGGCCUGCAGGGUGGGGGUGGGGGCGACUUCGAGCUGGUCUUGAUCCUCAGCGGCACUGUGGAGUCCACCAGUGCGGCCUGUCAGGUGCGGACCUCCUACCUGCCUGAGGAGAUCCUGUGGGGCUACGAGUUUGCCCCCGCCAUCUCCCUGUCACCCGGCGGCAAGUACGUGGCCGACUUCAGCCUCUUUGACCAGGUGGUCCCAGCGCCCGGGGCGGGGGGCACCCUCUCCAUCCGGCCCGGGUCGGCCCGUGACGGCGACCCCGAGAAGCUGCGGCUGGAGGAGUCCUUCCGCAGGCUGGAGGAGGAGGAGAGGGAUGGGGAGGGGGUACCCCUCAGCGUCCGCAUCAGCAACGUCUGAGCCUCUCGGCUUCACGCUGGGCCCCGCCGCCCCUCUGCUCCACCAUCUUCACUCCUUGGCUCUGGGAUGCCCUCCCUGUGCCCUCCUGCCAUCACCCGCUGCCUUCACCCCUUUGCGUCCUGACUCUCCCUCUUCCCUCCCCUGAAUCCCCACAACACACUCACCCCGAGUCCCCCAAUCCACCUACUCCUCGCCCCCCGACCCUUUCUACCCUCUCCAUUUUGUCCCCCCACACCCCCUCGCCUCCCCCGUGCUCCAACUCCUCACUGGAAGACUGUCACCAGUCACCCCCCCGGACUGUGCGACCACCCCCUCCCCAACCACAGUGUAGCCAAGUGCCCCCUGGAGUUUUCCAGAGUGGCUUGGUGGGCAAGGCCCCUUCCCCUCCCCUCUCCCCCGGCACCCCCCAACCCUGGCUUGGACUGGGCCCUCGGAUAUGCCCAGCCAACAGGGGCUCUUGCCUGUCCCUUGAUGGGGCUGGAGGCCACCGGGGCGGCUUUUAAUGAAGCCAUUUCCUCCCCAGCUCCCCAGGUCCCCCAGUGGGACCCCUGCAGCCUGGACCCUAUGAAACUGGCUUCCUGCUCUACCCCAGCCUGGGGGAGGCCUGAGGCCCACAGAGGCGGGAGAUGGGGCAGGGGAUCAUGACAAGAGGAGCACCCUCCUCCCUCUGGUGUUUCGUUGCAGGGCGGACCUCCUUGCACCCCAGUUGGGGGUAUGCGGGGGACAUCUGGGGAUCCAGCGUCCAACUGUCAGGGGGUAGUGACCCGUGAGGAAGGGUCAGUGGGGAAAUGGGGUGGGAGGAGGCGUACAGAUCUAGCUGCGUGACAGGAAGUUACAGAGAGGUGUGUAUAUAUAGGAUGUGCCCAUGUGUGGGCACACAAAUACCAGGCCUGAGACUUUUCAGGCACCAAACGGUGGCUGUCAGGGAGUUCAGGGUUCACAGCGGGACCAGGCCGAGGGGGCAGGACAGAUGGACAGGUCCGGGAGGACCAAGGGGAAACAAGGAGAGGAGCAGAGCUGCUUCGCCCUUUAAGCUGGGGAACCGCUCAGCUCCUUCCUUGUCCAGAACUCCAAAGUUGCACUUUACAAACCACACAUCCACACCCCUCUGUCUCUGGAGAUGGUGUGUGGGUCGGGGAGGGUGGUGGGGGUUGUCCACGAGGAUCUUGGGGGGAGGCUCAGCCCUCUCCAUUGUGGUUAGCACCUCCAAACGCCACCAGCUCUGGGGUGAAAUAAUAAUAACUGUAGUAUUUGUCAAGCACUUUCUAUGUGCCAGGGACUGUUCUGAGCACUGGGAUAGA